AUGGAGCGCACGUGGUCGACCGACUCGGUCGCCUCUAUACCGAAAAAGUCGCUCCCAGAUCCGGCACGUCUUCGCAAAGCGGCUCGCCGACUCUCCAAUCAAGCUUCCGCUCAGGGCGCGAGAGAAUGGAAGAAGUCGCGCGCACAUCAAUCCAACGACAGCGCCGCCUCCAACGGACAUGCCAAUGGCAACAGCAACAACAUCUCCUACUCGGCUAGCAAUGCCAAGGCUGGUCCAUCCUCGCGACGGCCCCCUCAGGCUGUGGCGACGGCUUCCGAGACACAUCCAUCGCAAGCCUCCAACGUUCGACGACGCAACAUCCUCGACUCUGCUUCCCUUUCCAUCGCCUCCGGCUUCGGCAACCAACGUCACUCGUAUGGGGUCGACUCGAACGCUUCGUCUCCUUUGCCCGCUUCUUCUCGAGCAUCCAGCAUCUCCGCCUGGCCUGCCGCUUCCGACGGGUAUUCUGGCUCUUCUACGGACGGUCCCACUCGCAGGUAUCGUUCCAACACCGCCACGUCCAGGGAAGCCUACUCUGCUGAUCCUUCGGCGGAUGGCGGCGGCGGCUACGCAUCUAGCGACGACGACAAUUCCUCCAGUACCGAUUUUGAGCCAUUCGACUGGGAUGUUGGGCGCAAGCGAAGGAGCAAGGAUCGUUCGCGUUCAUUAGCGCCUGGCAGGUCAACGACACCAUCCAAUGGCCACACAGCAGCAUCAGCGACAGCUGCAGCAUGGCGCGCUGCCACCUCCACUCCACCGCCUCGACCGCCUUCAGCCUCAGGCAGCGAACGGCGCUCCACCUCUCGCUCCGCCAGAUUCACUAUUGGCGGCGCGACUCGAUCGCCAAAGAAGCAAACCCAGCACCUUCCAUCUGACUCGUCAGCCAACACGCAUGUCUCUUCCCGAUCAGCUUCCCGGCCCAACCGCGAUUCCAUCCUCACCCGCGCGAUGGGCGUGGCAGGAUCAUUGGCCUCUUCGGGCGGCAAACCGAAAAUCGCGACCGCUCCUGGUUCUGCGCUGCCAUCGGGUAGUGUGGCCAAAGCAAGACGAGGCAGUCACGAUAAGGGCGCUAGCAGCACGGCACAGGCGCGAAGCAGUAGCACGCCGCGGGAGCCAUCAAGCAAGGUCGGCGGAGAUGCAGCGCGGUCUUCAUCGGCCUCGAAUGCUGCUGGUCCUGCCGACCCAAAGCUCGGACCAGCACCGUCGCGUGGAGGCAUUCGUUCCAAUUGGAGACGAAUGCGCACCAAUCCUUCUUUGGAGGCUUUGCUCGUGAGUCUAGCUUGCUGCAUCGCCUGCUACGGCCUCAAGACACAUGGAAUGCGCGCAACGCAGAGCCACGCCUUCGAAGUCGGCUUCGUCACCGUCACCAGCACGCUUUACUUCUUCCUGCGUGAUCCUGACGAGCAGGCCGCCAUCUGGGCCACCGACCACCGCAAUUACCGCGCCUGUCCAGAAGACGGCGCUCUCAACGCUCUCCUGCUUCCGCCGUUGCUCGCCUGUGCGACGCUCUUCUCGGCGAUUCAGGACCAGGCCUUUGGUCGCAGCAGUGCGCGUGCUUCUGGCGAAGCCCUUCCAAACCCUCCCUGGCUGAUCGAAGGACCUCCUGUCAUCCUCAGUCACGACAAGAGACUCGGAGGCGGCAUGACGACGCUGGUGGUGUCUCGCUACUCGCUUGUGAGCACGAUGUGCAUGACGUCGACCGUCUUGCUUUGCCACCUUCUCGCGACCAAGUGGAUUCGUCGGCCCCACCAGUUUCCGAAGAGCAAUUGGAUCAAGCUGCGAAGCUUCAUCGUCUUUUCCUCGAUGGUCGCCGUCGUGCUCGAGCUCAUCAAGGAUGCAGCCGCGUUCUACGGUUUUCCUCUGUGGUCCAAUCUGGCACGCUGGGAGGUCAUCACCGCUGCGCUCAUCUAUCAGGCCAACCUUUACACCGUCUCUCGACUCGCUCGCAAGAGCUUCACGCUGGGAGAACUCGGCAUCGUUGCUGGAGUCGGAAUCACACUGACGAUGGAGACCCUCCAUCUCUUCGUUGCCAAGCUGCUGCCUGUCACGACGCCGUAUGUCAAGACCUUCCGGCGCCCUACGCCAUUGCUGAUCUUUCAGCUCGCACUGAUCGUCGGCACUUUCAUGAUCGGGUUCAUGCUGUCACCUCUCCUCUACCUUUCGAGGAAUCUGGCACAGAAGCCGACACACCGUCUGCGCUGGCCCGACAAGCGGGAUCUGCACCGACGUCUGCUCGCUGCGUUCUUCUAUCUCUUCGCCACUCUCUACGUCGUCGGUGUGCUGGGCAUGUGGGUGCGCUGGCUGCUAGUGCGCCGCGACCCGUGGCUCUGGGCGGUCUCGUUCAUGCUGCAGGGCACCAAGCCCUGGUCGCGCCCAGUGCUGGUUGGCUACUGGGUAGUGCUCAUCUCGGUCUCGAUCUCGUGCUGGCAAGCAGUCGUGGCCAACGCCAAACGCUUCCGCGGUCUCGGCAACUCAUACCAUCGUACGAUGCUAGGGUCCAAGAUGCCCAUCGGCGCUGCUGCAGCCAACAGCUCAGCAGCUCAGCUGAAAAUGCAACAGCAGCAACAGCAACAGAUCAACAGCGCCGCUCCGUCCGACGUGGUCCUCUCGGUCUCGCCCAACUCACACGCACCAGGCGGCGUCGCAGCUACACCUGUUGUCGUCGAUCCUGCUUCAGCGGAGGCGAACGGCGGGUCAGAUGCAGACCACGUCAAUGGAAGCGCAGUCACCGGAAGCGAGAGCAACACGAACGCAAAGCGAGCCAGCGGGGUGCAGUUGAAGCUCUCAACUUUCGGAGGUACCGCUUCUCUGCUCGCGAAGGAGCACAACACGGCUGCCGUCAAAAAGGCAUCGCACCUGUCGCUCAACGCUAGACGCAAGUUCUUCCACGCCCUGGCAGUCAUGCUGUUCAUUCCCGGCAUCGCUCUCGACCCGGCCUUGACGCACCUAGCAUUCUCGCUCGCCUUCUCGAUCUUCGUCUUCGCCGAGUACAUUCGAUACUACGCGCUGUACCCGUUCGGAGCUGCGUUGCACGUCUUCAUGUCCGAGUUCCUGGACCAUAAGGACUCGGGACCGGUGAUCCUGUCGCACUUCUACCUGCUCACCGGCUGUGCGGGUCCCCUCUGGCUCGAAGAUCACUCGCGCAUCCUGCAGCAAACAGGUGUGCUGGUCUUGGGAGUGGGCGAUUCGCUCGCCUCCAUCGUCGGGCGCAGAUACGGCCGCACCUACUGGCCCGGUGGAUCGAGCAAGACAGUCGAAGGAACCGUCGCAUUCGUCACGAGCAUCAUGGCGUCCGCUUGGCUGCUAAGGUUGGUCGGCUGGUGCGAGCAGUUUAGCUCGAUCAAGUACUUUACGGUUGUUGCGUCGUUGGGGUUGUUAGAGGGUGUCUCGGAUCAGCAUGAUAACCUGGUGCUGCCAAUCUUUGGGUAUGUCGUGGCGAGUUUGGUUGGGUUGUAG
Messenger RNA from Kalmanozyma brasiliensis GHG001, 3456 nucleotides. Its product is annotated as Phosphatidate cytidylyltransferase. Gene Ontology annotation, molecular function: dolichol kinase activity. Gene Ontology annotation, biological process: dolichyl monophosphate biosynthetic process. The coding region runs from base 1 to 3456 and encodes 1151 amino acids. The transcript has a single exon. NCBI's taxonomy places the organism in Eukaryota, Fungi, Basidiomycota, Ustilaginomycetes, Ustilaginales. The record is from RefSeq and is a predicted model, not a curated record. Gene Ontology annotation, cellular component: endoplasmic reticulum membrane.